Messenger RNA from Saimiri boliviensis boliviensis (Bolivian squirrel monkey), 1327 nucleotides. Lineage: Eukaryota; Metazoa; Chordata; Mammalia; Primates; Cebidae. The record is from RefSeq and is a predicted model, not a curated record.
UAGGGAAUGGGGUAGGGGGAUGGGGAGAAGUGGGGCGCACUCCUCUAAGAGGCUGUCUCCAGAGACAGUACCCUAUCCUGUCAGGCUGGAGGAGGUAAGAGAUGGGCCGGGGAGGGGGCAUGGUUCUGCUUGGGAGAACAGAGAGGGCAGCCUCAACAGAUGGUUCCACAGCAGGCCAGGAGGGAGGAGCUGCUGCCCCCAGGUCCAGUGGGUGAGUACAGACAAAAGAGGGCCUGGCCAUCCUGUCUGUCUGUGUCCCUUCAGAAGAAGGGAGAGCAUGGAGCUGGAGAGGAUCGUCAGUGCAGCCCUCCUUGCCUUUGUCCAGACGCACCUCCCGGAGGCCGACCUCAGUGGUUUGGAUGAAGUCAUCUUCUCCUAUGUGCUCGGGGUCCUGGAGGACCUGGGGCCCUCAGGCCCAUCAGAGGAGAACUUCGAUAUGGAGGCCUUCACUGAGAUGAUGGAGGCCUAUGUGCCUGGCUUUGCCCACAUCCCCAGGGGCACAAUAGGGGACAUGAUGCAGAAGCUCUCAGGGCAGCUGAGUGAUGCCAGGAACAAAGAGAACCUGCAACCGCAGAGCUCUGGUGUCCAAGGUCAGGUGCCCAUCUCCCCAGAGCCUCUGCAGCGGCCGGAAAUGCUCAAAGAAGAGACCAGGUCUUCUGCUGCUGCUGCUGCUGCUGCUGGGGACACCCAAGAUGAGGCAACUGGUGCUGAGGAGGAGCUUCUGCCAGGGGUGGAUGUACUCCUGGAGGUGUUCCCUACCUGUUCGGUGGAACAGGCCCAGUGGGUGCUGGCCAAAGCUCGGGGGGACUUGGAAGAAGCUGUGCAGAUGCUGGUAGAGGGGAAGGAAGAGGGGCCUGCAGCCUGGGAUGGCUCCAACCAGGACCUGCCUAGACGCCUCAGAGGUCCCCAAAAGGAUGAGCUGAAGUCCUUCAUCCUGCAGAAGUACAUGAUGGUGGAUAGUGCAGAGGAUCAGAAGAUUCACCGGCCCAUGGCUCCCAAGGAGGCCCCCAAGAAGCUGAUCCGAUACAUCGACAACCAGAUAGUCAGCACCAAAGGGGAGCGAUUCAAAGAUGUGCGGAACCCUGAGGCCGAGGAGAUGAAGGCUACAUACAUCAACCUCAAGCCGGCCAGAAAGUACCGCUUCCAUUGAGGCACUCGCCGGACUCUGCCCGAGCCUUCUAGGCUCAGAUCCCAGAGGGAUGCAGGAGCCCUACAGCCCUACACAGGGGCCCCCUAACUCCUGUCCCCAUUCUCUACUUCUUUGCUCCAUAGUGUUAACCUAUUCUCAGAGCUGCCUCCAUGGGCUCAGUAAAGGUGGCCCAAGGAA